AGUAUCUGAGAGGGAUCCAACUUGACUCUCCGCCACUUCUGUCCAUUCAGAAAGAGAAGACCAUACCAAGGUCAGCCAAACAAUGGGUCUCCUUGCCUACUUCAUCCUUUGUCUUCUUGGCAUCUUCUUCACCAGUCCUUUCCUUCAAGUGGAGGCUGACACCUGUGCCACGGAAUGGCUGCAAAACCAAGGCAACUGCUAUGCUUAUUUUGAUCAGAAGUUGACAUGGCUUGAAGCAGAGAUCGAGUGCCAGAGCUAUGGCCGUGGGGCACAUCUUGCCUCCAUCCUUACCACAGCAGAGACGCUCCUGGUGGCUGAGCACAUCUCCACUUACCAACGGGGACUUGCUAAUGUCUGGAUUGGACUUCAUGAUGUCCAUCAGACCAGGAAGUGGAGAUGGGCUGAUGAAUCCACUUACAACUACAAAUCUUGGAUGAACUACCAACCAAAUAAUUAUGGCAACAAUGAGCACUGCGUGGAGCUGCGACGAUCCAUAGGCUUUAAACAAUGGAAUGACAUUCAAUGCAACGCACGCAAUGCCUACAUCUGCAAACAUGUGUUGUAAAGAUGACAAGCUUCUCCCAGUGCUUCCCAGGAUGCUGAUGUGAUGGGCUGCCUUCCCACUUAUUACCUCC
Crotalus tigris (Tiger rattlesnake) is the source of this 635-nucleotide messenger RNA. Its product is annotated as C-type lectin Cal-like. Lineage: Eukaryota; Metazoa; Chordata; Lepidosauria; Squamata; Viperidae. The transcript has 6 exons. Gene Ontology annotation, molecular function: signaling receptor activity. The record is from RefSeq and is a predicted model, not a curated record. The coding region runs from base 83 to 565 and encodes 160 amino acids.